GUCAAUUACUUACCGUAUCGGCGUCGUGCUUCUUGCCACGAAAUUUCCAAUCCUUUCAAUUCCAUUUGCGCGUCUCUCUUUUCAUUUUUCGUUUACUUUUAUUUAUUUAAAUUAGUUAAUAAUAAUUUGUUUCGAAUAUUCAACCGUGCGAAUAUACUUCAUUCCCUUUUAGUCAAACUCGUAAAUUGUGUUUACUUAUUUAUUUAUUUAUUUUUCUCUCGUCCAAUCCCUGUGACUCUUAUUUGAAAUUUGAUCCUCGUGUUCAAUUCUUAACUGAAUUUCUGUUUUGGACUUUGAUACUCUCUUUUAACACUAAAAAGGAUUUGAAAUUUUAUUCAGCUUAUUAAAUAAUGGGAUCGGUUUGUUCGGCUGGUAAGGCAGAGAAAAAUAAAAAUGCUGAUGUUGAAGAUUCUGCGGGGAAUUUUAACAAGUUGAAGAGUUUUGUGAAUAGAAAGGGAAAUUGUUAUUCAAAUUCAAAGAUUAAUGGUCGUGGUAAAAAUCUGAAGAAGCUAAACUCUGGAUUUUCCGGUGAAUUGAAAUUAGUCAAUCACACCAAUUUCAACCGAACAGGGAGAAAACAGGUCUCCCGGAAAGGGUCCUUUCUAGGAAGAGCUGGAGAGAAGGCAGUGGAAGUUCUUGACUCAGUAGGAAGUAGCAUGCCCAAGUUAAGCACAAGUGGUGGUUUUAACACUGGCAUGGUUCAUAGAAGGAAUAAAAUAUCUAUAUUGGCAUUUGAAGUAGCUAAUACAAUAACCAGAGGAGCAAUUUUGUUUCAUUCACUUUCUGAAGAAAACAUUCAGUUACUUAAAAAUGAGAUUUUACAAUCAGAAGGGGUGCAACAGUUAGUUUCUACUGAUACAAAAGAGUUAAUAAGUUUUAUUGAAGCUGAUAAAAGGGAAGAAUUCUAUGUCUUCUCCCGGGAAGUAGCUAGAUUUGGAAAUAUUUGUAAAGACCCUCAGUGGCAUAAACUCGGUCGAUAUUUCUCACGAUUAGAUUUGGAUGUCUUGAGCAACAAACAACCUAGGGUAGAGGCAGAAAAGACUAUGCAGGACUUGUCCUCUCUAGCUCAGAAUACUGCUGAAUUAUACCAUGAGUUGAAUGCAUUGGACCGUUUCCAACAAGAUUACCAUCAAAAGGUUAAGGAGAUGGAGUCCUUAAAUCUUCCUCUCAACGGGGAAGGUCUCACAGCUUUUCAGAGUGAGCUUAAGCAUCAAAGAAAGCUUGUGAAGAGUUUGCAAAGGAAAUCCCUUUGGUCCAAAAAUUUGGAGGAGAUCGUUGAAAAGCUUGUUGAUAUUACCACACAUAUACAUCAAGCAAUUUUGGAGUUCCUUGGAAACAAUGUAGGUAAAAUCACAGUAAAAAAUCAUAAGGAACCUCAACGACUAGGCGAAGCUGGUCUUGCACUGCACUAUGCUAACAUUAUCAAUCAGAUAAAUGUGAUAGCAUCACGCCCAACCAUUCUUCCUCCAAAUAUGAGGGACACAUUGUAUAAAGGUUUGCCCAAUAAUAUUAAGAAUGUCCUUCCUUCAAGGUUGCACUACGAUGAUGUUAUGAAAGAGAUCUCCAUUACUCAGGUCAAAGCUGAAAUGGAUAAGAGUCUACGAUGGCUUACUCCAUUUGCCAUAAAUACGACCAAAGCGCACCAAGGUUUUGGAUGGGUUGGCGAGUGGGCAAAUGCAAGUAAUGAAUUAGGAGGAAAGACAACAACCAAAGAAAGUAACCUUAUUCGACUUCAGACAUUUCAUUAUGCCGACAAGGAAAAGGUAGAUUUUCACAUCCUCGAACUAUUGGUUCGGCUUCACCAUUUGGUUACCUUUGUAAGAAACAGACACAACUCCACAAGACGAAUGCCUACAAUAAGAACUUCUCCUACCAACAACAAGGGACUUCAUUUUCAGUCAAAGAUGUUACAAUUCAUAUCCUUGACUGAGUUUUCUGAAGAGGAUAGAAGGUUGUUGGAGGAAGUAACUACAAGGAGAUGGAUUCCAGGAAUUAGCAAAAGUGAAAAUCUUGGUGGGACCAAUAAAAAAGAAGCCAUGGUGUGGCAUUUCAGCAACAGUGUUGGGAGUUCACCAGCUAAGUGGUUCUUUGCUACAAAAUUGGGCUUGGAUGUUAUGGAUGGCCUGUAAGAUGAUUGCUUAAAAUAUUGAGGGUUCAAUUUUUAUUUUCCAAUAUAUUGACAACCAUAGCCAAUUUUUUGUUUGUUAUGUAUACAAAAAAUCAACUUUGUGUAUUUAAACCAAUGUCUUGUCUAUUGUUUGUUUUGAAACUUCCAGUUAUUUUUGUAUAGGAGGAGAGCAACAUGGAACACCUUUUUGGUAUAUAUAUAUAUAUAUGAUUUGAUACGUUUUGAAGGAUAAUUGUAAAAAGAAUAUAUACUUAUUUUUAUGUCCGAUUCCUUGAUAAGA
Cicer arietinum (chickpea) is the source of this 2408-nucleotide messenger RNA. Its product is annotated as protein PSK SIMULATOR 2-like. The record is from RefSeq and is a predicted model, not a curated record. Lineage: Eukaryota; Viridiplantae; Streptophyta; Magnoliopsida; Fabales; Fabaceae. Gene Ontology annotation, biological process: positive regulation of growth.